GCUUGACUGCAAGUUUGCACUAUAUCUAGGAGAAAAUGAGUUGCUCUGUAAAAGACAGGCGCACUGCGUGUGUGCGAGAACACCAGGAAAUUCACUCCGGUCAUUUCAUGGUCAGCAACUUGGAUGAUUCUGAGGAAGAGGCUGAUGAGCCCGAGGUUUUCGGGCUGGACGAUGAAAACAAAAGUGGCCCGAAUCCUCCUACAUCUGAGCCAUCGUGCAUGAAAGGACAGAACUUGCUUGCUUUUGAGGAGUUAGGUUCCCUAUUUCAGUACUUAGCAAUCGCGUACACCUCCAAACUGACCAGCCCAAAGUGGAAUCGCUUCCGUGGACUCCGUUUCGCGUUGAAAAGCAAAAUACGCCUGAACAACAUUAUUUGGAGGGAAUAUCACAUGCAAUGUCAGUAUAUUUUCCCCAUUUAUUUAAUUUUUUCUAGUCAUCAAAUGUGUCAAACCAGCGUUUGUUCAAUUUCAAAAACCUUUGACAGAAAAUCAUCAAAAGCCUGAGGCCAUAGUGAUGGAGGGAAAGUAUUGGAAACGGAGCGUCUCAAUCGUUCGUUCCGAAUACAGACUUUGGCGCAAGUUCACCAAGGAUAGAUUGGCAGGUUCGCAUGGUGUGCAAACAGUUUCUGGCGCGAGUAAUUCGGCUGGCACCUCUUCUGUGUACACCUUUCCAAAAGCCAUGGAUGAUUUGCAAAGCACUUGCGCACCAGAUGAUGCUAUGGACUCUAACUUUGGCCCAUUCCUCAACGACAUAAUGAUGGAACUGGAUGAUGAGUUCGACUUGUUCUUCGAAAAAUCGAUUAAUUAUUCUUUUUUGGGGAUCAGGGAUAUCAUUCAACCUGGUCUUUUGCAGUUUCAACCAGAUACUAUAGAUGAACCAAUGCCCUCCAUGCAGUUGUCGCCUCCAGGUAAUGGAUACCCAAUCCAAAACAAGCGUGCAUCUCCCUACAUCAAUCCAGAUGAGCCAUCUCAGCUCAGGCGCUCUCCCUGUAUACAAAUUACCUCUUCAGUGCCGCCCACGCUGUGCGGCUUUGUCGAUCCUGCGCCUACUCUUUCUCCAACUACCGUCAUACAGACUGUUAACACCCCUCUGCCUUCUGCUGGGGUUUUCUCCAAUUCAAUCGAACCGCGUUUUCAAACCCUAUUAGAUGCUCGCCCUCCCUACUUGGACUUGGUAGGUAACGUCUCCUCCUCGGUACCACUUCCCUCUAGUGUAUCUUCAGCGAAGUUGCCAAUGAAGAAUUUACGAAAUCCUCCUAUCCAAGAGCGCUGGGAUCCCGCUACUGUUGGUGAAUUUCAGAAACCCAUGUCCCAGCCACUGACAAGUGCUGCACGUCGUACAUGCGUCGGCAAAAGACACCGCCGCGUUUCCGCACAGCCUGGUCGAUACAAAACUCAUGCAUCAUCCCUAGCUCCCCCAAACGAGAAGGCAUUGAAAAGCGUUUUCCGUUCAGAUGUGCAUCAGGAUUCAACUUUUGAUACUCCGGCUUUGUUGAACUUAUUACAGAACCGUACUGAACUGUCACACGAGUCUCCUUGGUUCCAGUGCUCUCCACCAGCUGAUACUACAGGAGGUGAGUCUUCCUCCUACUGCUCCGCACCGCUGCUUUGCUCAGUCUUGACUGCACCGUUGAGUAGUCAAUCGAUCAUAGCCCAAGAAUCGAAGAAUCAAACCUCCCCCCUUCUCAAAACAGAACCAUUGAAACCCCGGCAUUGUGCGUCCGAGCCUCAUCGUCUUCAACUCCCAAGCUCUUCUCCUUCAGUUACCGACUCAAUGAAACAAAGUCACAGUGUAGAUGUAUUCGAUGCCGGAUCAUUGACUUGCACAACUAAUGUGGAAUCCUUUGGCAGUCUCCUCACAUCAAAUCGCCCCGCGGCUCGGAGCAAACAGCGCCCUUUGGUUUCCAUACUGAAAUCUGCUCCUACCUCUUCUCAUCAGUCAUCUUCUCCAGAGAUUACUCCUCUUCUUGGUGGCUACAACCACGAGCUGCGUACUGCGCGCCACGUGGGCCCAUUUGGACCAACUCUGGAUACUUCCAAAGGAGCUUCUCAAACAAAGGGCUGCACAUUUAGGGAUGUCGAGGUGAUUUCGCAUCAGUUGGGAUUCGUUGCGGACCAGCACCCAAGCAAAGGUUUCCUGCCCGUUUUGCCCCCUCACUUAAGCAAUUCAGAGCAGCCAUCUUCCACUCGGCUAGCGGCUCUAAUAAGUCAGCCUUUGUCUGACGCCAUCUGCUCAUCUGAAGCAUCUCGUCCGUUUGGGCCAGUACUUCCUCCGCAUAAUCAAGAUUCUGAUUCCGGUUACCCCGUGUUUGCAUCCGAUAUCUCGAUAGCUCGACGCCGCACCAGCUCUGGGACCCUGGUCCAAGAACGUAACUCUCAAGAGAGCUGCUCCUUUUCCUCAGAUCGUUCAUGGGAUGAGAAAAUGCCUUUGCGCCUGGAUUACCCCUGUGACUUACGCUGUUGGCAGUCAUCCGCUACUGCGGCACCAACCACUUUCUUUGAGUCCAGUAUUUUACACCCGAAGACGGUGGCCGAAGGAAGCACACUGACGAAUUUCGAUCAGUCACAAUCUCGGGAAGCGAAUCUAUUCACCAAAGUACGAUCCAGCUCCACUGGCACCCUCUUCCCAGUCUCUCAGCCUUUGUCAUCCAAAGCAAUCAUACAAGAUUCCACGACAACCGUAUCCAGUUAUGGCAGUAUAGAGGUGUUGUCCCCACCCAUCUCUAGUCAAUCGACUUUCGCGCACACACCUACAUCUUGCUCUCCACCUCCGUUGAUUGACGUCGAUUCAUUUGGCCGAUCGUUUCUUCAACUUUCCUCGGAGGAACAACGCCGGCAUGCGGUGCAGGCGCGUCUACAAGCGUUGCAACAUUUGGUCCACUUUUACAACCUAGACCACCCUACCGCCUCCCGCCGUCGCCAUGAGGACCAUGAUACUCCGGUGAGAGUUCCACUACCUGGUCGAGUGGACGCAGUUGCCCGUAACCCAACCGACCUGAUGGAGGAGGACUCUUUGCUUCAGAUACGUCGGCCAGCGGUCGACACGGCUGCAGAGGCAAAAAUUGACGACGCUUUGUGGACCGGCGGUUCCGAAGUCACCGGUCGUGCUUCCAAUGCAGCCACUCUGCGACAGAGUGCCGAAUUGAUCCGCUAUUUGCGUGAAGUCAAUGAAGCUUGGGAGGUGAAACGUGCUGACUUGCAAAACGAAUUGAACGCUUUGGAAGCUCUUAACGCCUUGUUCCAGUGUAUACAACCGAAGUUCUUCCAUCCUGGUCAACGUUUGCGUCUUUGGGGCCCCCUUGUUUCUCAUCGUGUAGCGCUUGCCUGGAGAAGCGUUUCCCGUCUGGCAAGUGCGCGGUGGUUGGUCAGCUCUCAGAUGCUCGUAUGACCACGCAUUCUAAGGAUUGGUUCCGGCGCUACGUACACCAGCAGACGGAGGCCAAUUGGAAAUUCUACACCUUUGGUUUGCUCCUUGAGGAACUGUUCCAAUCGUUCAACGCGGUCGUGAACACGUUGUCACAGGACCACUUCGUUCGGUCGAUUCACAAUUGGCUUGAUCAGCACUGCUCUCCCGGACAACUGCACCCAG
Molecule: messenger RNA, 3588 nt
Organism: Dicrocoelium dendriticum
Lineage: Eukaryota; Metazoa; Platyhelminthes; Trematoda; Plagiorchiida; Dicrocoeliidae
Source: the annotation of a GenBank genome assembly